This is a messenger RNA of Xiphias gladius (swordfish), 1101 nucleotides long. It is a transcript of the gene pdcd5, whose product is annotated as programmed cell death 5. The coding region runs from base 142 to 522 and encodes 126 amino acids. Lineage: Eukaryota; Metazoa; Chordata; Actinopteri; Istiophoriformes; Xiphiidae. Gene Ontology annotation, molecular function: DNA binding. The record is from RefSeq and is a predicted model, not a curated record. Gene Ontology annotation, cellular component: nucleus; cytosol. The transcript has 6 exons.
GGUGUUGGAUCAGCUUUAUCGAUGUUCAUUACACUCCCCUCCGUUAGGUAGGGCCUGGCCUCCGAUGGGACUUCAGUGUGCAUUUUAGUACGCUAUCUCAUCCUUUUUCAGUCUUUUGGGUGUAUAUUUCUUUCGUAGACCAUGGCAGACGACGAAUUAGAGGCAAUUAGGCGGCAAAGAAUGGCGGAACUACAGGCAAAGCAUGGGGAUGCUGCAAAUAAUCAGCAAGGAGAGGAGGCCAAACAAAGAGAAACAGACAUGAGAAACUCUAUAUUGGCUCAAGUCCUAGACCAGUCUGCCCGUGCCAGAUUGAGCAAUCUUGCUUUGGUGAAGCCAGAGAAGGCCAAUGCAGUUGAAAACUAUCUCAUUCAAAUGGCUCGUUAUGGGAAGUUAGGAGGAAAGAUUUCGGAGUCAGGCUUGAUCGAGAUCCUAGAAAAAGUCAGUCAGCAAACGGAGAAAAAAAUGACUGUUAAAUUCAACAGACAGAGGGUGAUGGAUUCAGAUGAUGAGGACGAUUACUAAGUUUAAACGGGAGCCCUGGAAUGAGCCAAGAAAUCUGGAGAGGAUAUGCUUUACUGGGACUCUUGAUAGUUUCUUUGACCAGCAUUUUCCUGUUAGCUGAAUCCUGGGUUGCCACACUAGCUUCUGUGUGUCUCUGGAAAUUACAUACCAAGAGGGAAAAACAAAGACGUGAAGAUGACGUUGUGGCAUAAGUGGUGUGGGGUAGAAUUCACACAAUGUCGAAUAAGGUUUCCUUUCAUGACCUCUUUUCAGUCAAGUUGCUGCAAAUUUGCAGUUUUUGUGUUGCACCCCUGACAGCUCAGGGCACUGUGUGACUUCUCUAGUCCUUCUCAGUAGUUAUUCUUUUCUCUUUCAUUUCACCAUGGUUGACUUCGGUUCUUCAAUCAUAUGAGGCUAGACUAAAUGCAACACAUACUGCUGCUGAUGAAUUUAUCUAGACUAUUCAGUGAAAACAAUACAUUUUUUUCUAUUCAUGGCCAGCGUCCCAUUAGCCUUCGAUAUUGCACUUGGAUAUUUCUUUUUGCUGACAUGUAUCUUAAAGGUUUACAAAAAAUAAAAAUAAAUAAAGCCUUGAAUCCA